AGUUCAUAAACACGUAGCCAUGAGACGGCCGGCUUACGUAUUGUUUGCCAUUUUCUUGGCUUUCGCAAAUGCUUCAGAAAGAGUCCGUAGAGGUUACGGCGGCGGUGGAGGCGGAGGUGGGGGUGGAGGAUUUGGUUUCGGGGGCGGAGGUGGUUUUGGCUACGGAGGUGGCGGCAGCGCCGGAGGUGGUGCCGGUGGUGGUGCCGGUGGUGGCUUCGGGGGUGGUCUCGAUGUAAUCCGCGAAGGUGUACACGGCAUUCUAGGAAAAGUUCACGAAGGCAUAAACCAUCUUAAAGGAAGUGGUGGCUUCGGUGCCAGCGGUGGAAUAGGCGGUGGCCUUGGUGGUGGAGCUGGUGGUGGUGGCGGAAGUGGCUUCGGAGGAGGAAAUGGAGGAGGAAGUGGUGGAGGGUUGGGAGGAGGAAACGAGAAAUCAAUAUAUACAAAGUCAGAUGAUGGCAAAUCGGGUGGAUUUGCUUUUACUGGUACAACUGGUAAUGGCGGAUACGGCGGUGGAGGUGGUUACAGCAGUGGAGGAAGUGGAAGUGGCUAUGGAGGUGGUGCUGGAUUUGGAGGUGGAGCUGGCGGCGGCUCUGGUGGAGGAACUGGUGGCUCCAAUGGAAAAGGAGGAUAUGGCGGUGGAAAUGGUGGUUUCGGUGGUAGUGGAUCUGGAGGACUAGGAGGAGGUGCAAGUGGUGGAAAUGGCGGGGGAAGUGGUGUUGGAAAGGGCCAAGGUGGAUCGGGUGGAUUUGGAGGUGGUAAUGGCGGAGGUUAUGGCGGUGGAGCUGGAGGCGGUUUGGGAGGUGGGCAUGGUGGUUCUGGAAGUCUUGGAGGAAGUAAUGGUGGAUCAGGUGGUUUUGGAGGCGGCGGUGGUGGAUCAGGUGGAUAUGGUGGUGGAUCUGGCCUUGGAGGAGGUUCCGGAGGAGGAAAUGGAGGCGGCUAUGGUGGAUCUGGUGGUUUUGGAGGAGGUAGUAGUGGAUCCGGAGGAAACGGCGCUGGAUCCGGCCUCGGAGCAGGUUCGGGAGGAGGUCAUGGAGGCAGCACGGGUGGAUCAGGUGGUUUUGGAGGAGGCAGUAGUGGAUCUGGAGGAUACGGGGGUGGGUCUGGCCUUGGAGGUGGUUCUGGAGGAGGGCAUGGUGGAUCAGGUGGUUUUGGAGGUGGUAGCGGUGGAUCUGGAGGUUAUGGAGGUGGCUCCGGCGGUGGCCUAGGCGGUGGUGCUGGUGGUGGCCUAGGUGGAGGAUACGGAGGAUCUGGUAGCUCAGGAAGUGGAAGCGGAGGCGGAGGUGGCGGACAUAGUGGAUCUGGAGGUUACGGUAGUGGCACUGGUGGUAGCGGUGGACUCGGAGGAGGACGUGGUGGUUCUGGAUCUGGAGGUGGAUCAAGUGGAGGUCUUGGCGGAGGUUUUGGAGGAGGCUUUGGAGGUGGACUUGGCGGUGGGCUUGGUGGUGGACAUGGAGGCUCAAGCGGAUCUGGUGGACAUGGAGGCAGCCAAGGUAGUGGUGGCUAUGGCAGCUCUAAUAGUGGGCCAGGAGGUUACGGAAGCUCUGGUGGUGGUUCAGGUGGCUAUGGAAGCUCUAGUGGUAGUAACGGGGGAGGUUGCGGUUCAGGAUCUUGUGGUGGAUGCGGGUCUGGUUCUUGUGGUGGACAAGGUGGCGCAUUUGCAUCAGCUAGUGCCAAAGCAUCGGCCUCUGCAAGCGCUAGCAGUUACGGAAAAUAGUAUGACUUCUGUUGAUAACUUCUGUAAACCGAUUUAAAAUACACAACUAACUCAAUCAUCAACAUUGUAAAUGAUAUAAAAAAAAAACAUUGCAUAAAUAUGCUUCCAUGGGAAAAAUGAUACAAACAAUUAUUAUGCAUAUAAAUGACCAAUUGAUCAUUGUUAAUAUAAGGUUCAUGAUUCACACAUAUUGUAAUAAAACUUAGACAUAAUUAAAGUCAAGUGAUUACUGUGAUUGUAUUUAUACAUAAUUGUAGUUAUUAAAAUAUAUCUAAGUUUUUCAA
Vanessa atalanta (red admiral) is the source of this 1998-nucleotide messenger RNA. Its product is annotated as glycine-rich cell wall structural protein-like. Lineage: Eukaryota; Metazoa; Arthropoda; Insecta; Lepidoptera; Nymphalidae. The transcript has 2 exons. The record is from RefSeq and is a predicted model, not a curated record. Bases 20 to 1714 code for a protein of 564 amino acids.